Messenger RNA from Chara braunii, 3316 nucleotides. The record is from the annotation of a GenBank genome assembly. NCBI's taxonomy places the organism in Eukaryota, Viridiplantae, Streptophyta, Charophyceae, Charales, Characeae.
GGAGAGACGUCGCCCCUCUCCUUGCGUAACUCAGUUUCCCGAGUUAGCUGGACGGGGUCGAGGUUGCCACGGACAUGUUUGACAUCAUCAUGUAUUCAUUUGAUGCAUGGAGUUUUGGGGAGAUGGAGAAUCUGCGGUUCAAGAACCGUAUGCGUAUGGGUAGGUUUGAGGAGGUGCCGCCAAAUCAGAAUUUCUAUGAGGUCAUGCAGCCAAGUGAACCAUGGCGGUGUGAGGAAGCACUCGACUGGAUGGCUCGCUGGCAAACAAUUGGAAAGACCAAUCUCACGAAGGCGAUCGACGUGGCCUUCAGACGAAUGUCAGCAGACUGCAUAUAUCUGUUUUCUGAUGGCAGAGCAGAUAAGCCGAUGCUGGUUUUGGAGAUGAUUCGAGUUCUUCGGACCACUUUCGGGCGGACACUGCCUGUUCACGUAGUGGCCAUGUAUUCUACCAAAGCAGGUGAUCGGUUUCUAGCAAAGCUGGCCGCUCUAACAGGCGGAACUUGCAGUGAUUUAAACAACUCAUGGCGUGUGAGAGUGAAGCAACAGCGAGAGAUCCCAGAGAUGGCUUGGAUCCAGGACGAGUUCCAUCGGAUACAGGUUGAGAACCGAGAGCAGGGAAAGAAGCAGACUGCCGCAGAGAUCAUGGAAACUGUGAGGAAUAACUUUGAGGAGAAGGUGGUCAAGGUGAAGAAGGCCGCGAAUGUGGACUUGGAAGUAAAAGCCAGGGAGGAGCAUGAGGGGAAAGUGGAGGCAAUUCGUAACGAGAACGCACGGAGAACGGCUGUAGCUCGUGCUGAGCACGAAAGCCGCACAAAAGAGGUGAUGGAAGUGAAUGAGAGGAGGAGGGAUGAAGCCAAGCGCCAACAUGAGGAAGCAUUGGCAAAGGUGAGAGCAUGGAAUGGUGAGGUGCAGGCAGAACUGGACAAGUGGGAGGAUGAGAGGCGAACUAUUAUGACAGAAAACACUCGCAGGGUAAAGUUUGGCGUUCAGAAGUACUUGGAGGAGAAGACAGCUAUCAGGGAACGAAACAAAGCCAAGGAACUUGCAGCAAGGAAAGAGUUUGGACUCAAAGUUGAAGUGGUAAAGAAAGAGAACGCAGAGAGACUGGCUAAGGCUCGGAGGGUACAUGAGGAGGCAGUGAUGUUUGUCCAGCAAACCAACCAAGCGCUCAUAGCUGAGCAUGCGGAGGCUAUGCACAAUGUUGAAGAGAGGAACAAGAAGACCAUGGAGAGCGCAAGACUGGAACACUUCACGAACGUGGAGAAUACCAAAUUGGAGAAUGAGAAGAGGAAGGAAGAAGCAAAGAAGGCACAUCAGCAAGCAGUGGAAAAUGUGAAGGAAGCCAACUUGAGGCAGAGGAGGGAAUGGGAAGAAGCCAAGGCAAAACUGGAAAGGGAGAUGCAAGAGGCGUGGAGAGAUUACGAAGCAGCAGUGGCAGCGGAGAUGAGGAAGCAUAGGGAAGACGUGGAUGUUGCGAAGAGAGAGACAGAGAGAAGGGAAGCAGAUGCAAAGCUGGCAUGGGAACAGGAGUGCAGAAGAGUGGAUGAUAAAAAUGCGGCAGCUUUGGCAGCAGCCACUGAGGCUUGGGAGAAAGAGAGAGCCAGAGUUGAAGCCGAGAACAGGAUGCUGGAGAUCCGACGGGAGUUAUAUCAGCGUCGUGUGUCGGAAAUUGAGCGUGUGAACAAGGAGACAGUGGCACGCGCAAGAGAGGAGUGGGAAAUGGCGUGUGAGUCUGUCAGAGAUGCUAAUGAGCGGAGGAUGGAGGAGGCCAGAUUAGAGCACAUGCUAUUGUGUGCCCGGGUCGAAUCGGAGAACAAUGAACGGCUGUCUGAGGCACAGGCGACCCACCAAGCUGCAGUGCAGUUGGUGGAAGAGCACAACGAGUCCAUACAACCCCUGGUCAAAGCCUCCAGGUCAGUGAAGAGAGAGCUUGAGAGAGCAAAAUCUUUCAUGAGCAGCAUGUUAAAGGAAGUUGCAGGAUUCUCUGAUGAAGUCAUUGCUUCCAUUAAUCCUUCAGCCUUGCAGCAAUUCGCCGCUAUCACAUGCCCUCAGGAGGCUAUCCGGAAUGCCCUGAAUCAGGCGUACAGUCAAACCCAAGCUUCCGCUGACGAUGGUGAUCCUGAGGAUGAGGACGAGGAGGAGGAUGACGAUGAUGAACAGGAGCGUGAUCAAGAAGCUAUGGAAGCUGUUAUGAAGGCACAGACUGCUGUGAGACAGGCUCAGGGAAGGCCUAUGUCUGCAACCGGUAGACUGGAGGACUUAGGGAGCAGAGGAUCGCUUGGUGAUGUCAACAACAUGCUGCGAGAAGUCGUCAGCGAGGGCGCGUUGUUGCCAAUCUCCCCAGACAGACCACGUGCACAUCAAUGUCAAACCUGUGGGGGUGUAUGCCCGCCAACAGAGGAGAAGGUCGCAGCAGCAGUAAGACAUCAAAAGCUGACGAAAGGGAAGCGGUUGCUGGAGCAGCUCGCACCGAGAUCAAUCGAGAGGAUAUUGCAACUAUCAGAACUCAGACUAGACAUUCUUCCAUCUCCACCAUUGCCUACAGAAACCACGUCUCACCACCAUCACAAUGAUCGUCAUCAUGGCAUUCAUGUGGUACAGCAAGAAGGAGUACUAGGAGGAGAGCUGGUAGUUCGUCCUCCACCCACCACGCUCACUGACUUGCGAAGACCAGUAUCACCUGUUCGGGCAAUGCUCAGUCGGUCGACAUCUCGUGGACAUGAACACAGUACGUGGGGAGUUUCCUCGGCAAAGACUGCACGUGGCACUCUUAAGGAGGCUGUGUCUCUCAGCAGCAGGAAUGCCACAAGGCCUCCAAGUGCCGCCAAGAGUGGUGCACUAUCCUGAACAUAACAACCAAGAAAGUUGUGGCUGCUAAGCUCUGGUGAACCGGCCGCUCUGCUAGCCACCGAGCCCCUUCCACCUCUCCUUAUCUCUCCACCCUCCCUCCUUCACCAAGACUGGCUAAAGGAGGAGCAGAUGGAUCCAGAGCAGCAAUACGGGCAGUCUAGAAGAACAGGGUGCUGCACAUGUCACUUCAGACUUAGCCCAUGAGGGGGUUUCUGCAGCAACUCCCCAAGGGCUCGAUGCACUCCACUUGCACAGCUUGUCUCCCCUGAAGCCUGCAUGUCUAUAGCUCCAGCCAGCAGCGGUCUCUGGGGUCACUGCAGCAAGGUAUCACGUGUCUUGCUGAGUACUUGCAAUAGCACCAAUGUGGGAUCCUCACGAUGAUCAGCACCAGAAGUAACAGCAGCAGGACCAGGGUCACAAGAUGGGCACAUGGCCUAAUGUAAACUUCGGCAAUAGCAUUCUCAAAG